AUGAAUGGAAAAGAAGAUAAUCAUUUCUUGAGUUUUGAUUCUGAAACUCAUCAACAUAGCAACAAUGGCAGUAUCCCAGCUUAUGUGUGUGAAAUCUAUGUUGAGGCAAAGCCACUGGAUAUCUCUUUCAACAUUAAAGAUUGUGAUGGGGUGUUGGACCCUGAUUUUUGCAGUGAGAUACUGCCAAGGGAUUUGUUUAACAGGUGGGGGAAAGCCCUUUGUGAAUCUGCUUUGCUUGCCUCUGAAAAAUUCUACUGUCCUUAUCAAGAUUGCUCGGCACUGUUGGUGAAUGAUGGGGAAAAGAGCAUUCAGAGAUCCCGAUGUCCAUUGUGCAAGAGGGUGUUUUGCGUGCAGUGCAAUGUAGCUUGGCAUUCAGGUGUGGAUUGCAACAAGUUUCAGAAACUUAAAACCCUUGGCUCAGAUGCUAUGUUUGUUAAUUUGGCUACGAGGAAGAAGUGGAGGCAAUGCCCUAAUUGCAAGAUGUUGGUUGGAAAAUCAUUUGGUUGCCAUCAUGUUAAAUGCCGGUGUGGAGAACGCUUCUGUUACAAUUAUGGAGGAAAAUUAAACAAUCAUCCUCAUCCGUGGUGCAUGUGA
Gossypium raimondii (Peruvian cotton) is the source of this 594-nucleotide messenger RNA. RefSeq names its product E3 ubiquitin-protein ligase RSL1-like. NCBI's taxonomy places the organism in Eukaryota, Viridiplantae, Streptophyta, Magnoliopsida, Malvales, Malvaceae. The transcript has 3 exons. The coding region runs from base 1 to 594 and encodes 197 amino acids. Gene Ontology annotation, cellular component: cytoplasm; ubiquitin ligase complex. Gene Ontology annotation, molecular function: ubiquitin conjugating enzyme binding; ubiquitin protein ligase activity; zinc ion binding. Gene Ontology annotation, biological process: ubiquitin-dependent protein catabolic process; positive regulation of proteasomal ubiquitin-dependent protein catabolic process; protein polyubiquitination. The record is from RefSeq and is a predicted model, not a curated record.